AUGAGGAACGGAGUCUUGCUGACAGGAGAGGUUCUUCGCCAGAAGUGGACACACUUUGCUGAUAUGGUUGGGAUACCAGAAGAUGACCGCCUGACUCUCAGUGAGGGAUGGCUGACGGCGUUCAAGAAGCGCUGCGGGCUGAAGGAGUAUAAACGUCAUGGGGAGGCUGCAUCGAGCAACCCUGAGACGAUUGAGGAGGAACGUGCUCGUGACAAGCCCUCUGCCGGUGUUAAAGGGUGCAAGAGCCGGCUUACUUUUGCAUUCGCGAUGAACGCCGACGGAAGCGAGAAGUUACAACCUGUCAUCAUUGGCAAAUACCAGAGGCCACGCGCGUUUGAGAAGAAAACUGGGGAGCAGCUGGGGUUCUAUUAUCGCAACAACGCAAAGGCAUGGAUGACGAUGAAGCUGUUCCACGAGUGGGUUGGCGGAUGGGAUGCGAAGCUUCGCCAGAAAAAGAGGUCCGUUCUCCUCCUCGUUGACGGAUUUAGUGCACAUGUUGCACCCGAUAACCUCACAAACAUCCGUGUCGAGGUUUUCCGGCCAAAUCUCACACCACAUGUCCAACCUGCCGAUGCCGGAACCAUACAAUGCUGGAAGGCCCACUACCGCAGCGCCUUCAUUGGGCGAGCUAUUGAUCGCUACGACAUGGGAAUCUCUCCGGAAGAUAUAUACGACAUCAACAUCCUUGAAGCCAUGCGCAUGGCGAUAUCAGCUUGGAGCAAGGUGGAUACGACAACGAUCCGCAACUGUUGGCUGAAGACCGGCAUCCUCCCUCCUUCCGUUCUUGCACCAUCUUCACUGUCCAUUGCUCCUUCGAUUCCAAUUGCCUCCCUCCUCAACUCAGAUCCUGUAGCUGCUGCCGAAAAGGAGGUCGAAGAUACGCUGGAAGAGCUGCAAUCCCGUGGGGUCUUACAGCGAGUCAACCGGAUGGCCAUCGGUGAAUUGCUGAAUCACACAGGUGAAGACAUUGCGGCGGAUGUAGGCACAUCGGACGAAGACAUCGUGCAAUCGGUUCUUGACGUGAAAAGAGGACAAGAUCAGAUGGAGGCAGAUGGAGGUGACGACGCAGAAGAGGGAGAUGAUGCUGCGCCGCGACCGACACGCCGAGAGGCGUUGGAGGCGGCGCAGACGUUGCGCAGCUAUCUCUCCAGCAUGCCGGAGGACUUUGCUCGCGUAUUGGAGAACAAUCUACUCACUUUUGGUCGCCAUACCCGUCUUGAAGAGGCUCGUAACAUGCGCUCGACGUCCAUCACCGACUAUUUUGUUCCCAGACAGGCUGCCGCCUUGUAG
Messenger RNA from Punctularia strigosozonata HHB-11173 SS5, 1290 nucleotides. Its product is annotated as DDE-domain-containing protein. Gene Ontology annotation, cellular component: nucleus. The transcript is spliced from 2 exons. NCBI's taxonomy places the organism in Eukaryota, Fungi, Basidiomycota, Agaricomycetes, Corticiales, Punctulariaceae. Gene Ontology annotation, molecular function: DNA binding. The record is from RefSeq and is a predicted model, not a curated record. The coding region runs from base 1 to 1290 and encodes 429 amino acids.